Molecule: messenger RNA, 609 nt
Organism: Lottia gigantea (owl limpet)
Lineage: Eukaryota; Metazoa; Mollusca; Gastropoda; Lottiidae
Exons: 3
Coding region: 1-609 (202 amino acids)
Source: RefSeq, a predicted model, not a curated record
AUGGCAUCUUCAUCCACAGAACAGGAAGUAGGAGUAAAUGGAGAAGAUGAUUCUAGAGAUUUCUCAGAUAUGUUUACUCUUGUAAAAUUAUAUCAACAUAAAUUAUCCAGUAUGAUAAGGCCAUGGAAAUUAGAAUAUGAAAUUCAGCCACGACACUCAAACGACCUUGAAGCAAGUGGAGUGACGUCUGUUACACCAGGAAUGAAAAUCCAAAGUGCAGAUCAGUCUGAGUUUCUGACAGCUCCGCCUGAGUUGAAGACAGCUCAGUCUGAGUUGAAGACAGCUCAGUCUGAGUUGCAGACAGCUCAGUCUGAGUUUCAGACAGCUCAGCCUGAGUUUAUGACAGCUCAGUCUGAGUUUAUGACAGCUCAGUCUGAGUUUAUGACAGCUCAGUCUGAGUUUAUGACAGCUCAGUCUGAGUUGCAGACAGCUCAGUCUGAGUUGCAGACAGCUCAGUCUGAGUUGCAGACAGCUCAGUCUGAGUUUAUGACAGCUCAGUCUGAGUUUCAGACAGCUCAGCCUGAGUUUCAUACAUACAUACAUACUUUGAUUCUGAAAUCAUGCAUAAGUUGCCAAAAAAUGUUUGUUCUUAUCAUGGAAGUCUUCUGA